CUUUAUUUUGAAAUCCACGUCGUUCCCGGAAGUGCAAGAAAAGUGGAAGCCGUUGAGGCCCGGCUGGAGGGUCUGAACCAAAACUGCUGUUAAGGAGGGAAAGCAGACUGUUUCCGGGUCGGGGGAGCCCGUAAAGCUGCCUCCGUGUAAACGCCUCCGCUGUUGAGACCCAGAAAUCUUGGACGGAAGGCGGUUCCGAAGCUGAGCUCAACAUGCUAGCUAGUAGUACGAGGCUAACCGGAUGAGCUGAACGAGGCGGUAUAUGUGUCCGCGAGGCGGAUCCGCUGGUCAGCGCGAGCCGGACACCUGUGAAGGAUGCUCCACGGGCCGUACAGCACCGUGGACCGGGACCGGCCCCUGAUCCGGCUGCCUUUCACCAGCUUUAUUGUGGCCACAGUUCUGCUGCCCCUGACGGCCCUCCUCGCCUGCCUCUUCAUCUCGGUGCUGUACCACUAUGAGGACUCCACCUACACACACUGCCAGGUCUCCAACUACCUCCCGUCCAUCAGCUCCGCUAUCAGCCGCGUGCCGGAGCGCUACAUCUGGCGCUGCUGCAUCGGGCUGCACUCGGCGCCGCGGUACCUUUUCUCUGUGGUUUACUUCAACUUCUACCGGCGCCGCUUCGAGAGGAAGCUGCCGGAGCUCCUGCUGAGCGGGCUGGCGCUCCUCUGCAACAUCGCUGAGAACUCCGGGCUGCUGCUGCUCACCUACGUGUCGUCCACCGAGACUUACAGUUAUCACAAAAACGGCUUCAUCGUCUUCGUGGGCAGCUCGCUGCUGCACAUGCUCGUCACCUGCCGACUCUGGUUUGUCCUCAAGCGCCAGUACCUGAACCCCGAGGAGGUGACAUCAUACGUCUGGAAGCUGCGGCUCUUCCUGUUCAACAUCAGCUGCUGUGGAGCAGCGGCGUACUGCUUCAGGCGCCACAAUAAGUUCUGCGAGGAUGGAGUCUACACCGUGUUCGCCUUCUUCGAGUACAUGGUGGUCUUCUCCAACAUGGCCUUCCACAUGACCGCCUUCUGGGACUUUGGCAGCAAAGAUGUCAUGGUGGCCACACUACCGGAGGACAAACGCUACUGAGCAUGUGCGGGCAGAGGAGACUCCUCCUCCUCCUGCUGUUGCUCCGCCUUCAGUUGCUCUUGGAAUCUAGACAGACAGCCGAAAACAUCGGAGCAAAGCGGCUUCUCUGUGACGAGUCGGUGUUUCUGCACCGCAGCCACAGAUGGAUGAUGGGAAAUCCCAUUUGAAAGGUUUUCUCAGAGAAAUGAUCCGUUUGAAACUCUUUAAUCUUAAAUGAAACAUUUCCAUGGGGGCUGCAGCUGCAUCAGCGUUUCUGUUCAGCCCCCUCAGAAAAACAGUUUUAGUAUCAAUUAUAAUUUAUUUUAUGUCAAAUCAUGAAUUUGAUGAACUAUUAAACGUUUAGGAGAUGUAAAUGUGUCUUUAGUCUCACCUACGGUGCUGUUGGUUCAAAUCGUGCUCAUGGUUUCCACAGACUCUGUCUUCUCAGAUGUUCGCUUUAGGUUUUACAUUUGCUGCCUCUCACCCGUCUAAGCAACUUUUUGUGCGUAAAGAUCUUUUGAAAGAAGACCUCUGGACCUGAAAGGUCAUUAGUGAUGUAAUUUCCUGUUCUGAGACAGAAUGCUCUGUUCCAGGUCUGCAUGCUGGUGCUGUGGUUAAAGUCCCGUCACUUGGUUCCCAGCCAGGUGUGUGAAAUUGACCUUCCUCAUUUCAUCCAAUCGAGUGUCUGUGCCUGGCAUUCACAGAGCUUUGGAGGAAGACACCGGACUUUGUAUCGGUUCAGUUUCCAACCUUCCACCAUUCUGGCCCGUUUCUCUCCGAUCAGAACCCAGAAGCAGCAGCCAGAACAACAACGUUUAUGUUGGGUUGCUAUUGUGAUUUAGGCGGCUUUGAGAGGAACUCUGACUUAAAAGGAGAUGAAACUCUUUCCUCCAUGGUGACCCCAGCUCUCCUAGAGGAGGUGGGGGUCUCGUUCUGAGUCACAGGGAUCCUGCAGACUACAUCAACAGGAUCUGAGGGGAAAAACAGCAGCAUCUUCCUGCCGAGUUCUCCAAGCUUUCACCGUGUGGUCCAGCAGCGCCACCUCCAGGCCCUCGGCUGCUGCGUGUUUUGGAGAAGCGGGAAAAGGAAGAAGCCUCCUACCUUUGAGGAGGCGCAGGGAAGGAAAGGUCCUCUUCCUAAAAACAUCGAACAUGCUAUUUGAUUGGAGCAGUUGCAGGUUUAAUGCAGGGCUUCACGUUCAUUUUGUUAAGAAUUAGUGGUUUGCUGAGAGAGGAGGAAGAGUCAUCGAGUGUAUCUGAAAAUGAUUGGAGGAGCAGGAGAGGUCCUCCUGAGGUGCAGCAGCUCGUGUUGGAGAUGGAAACUGGUUUGAUUACCAUCAGCUCCUUUGUGAAUGAGUCCUUUCUCUUGUGACAGAGCCCUUUCAUGGCUUUGGGGGGGUUAUUUGUUUGCAGGUUAUUUGUUAACCUCACUUCCCUCGAACAUCAUUUACCUGAACAAACAAGCCACAGCUUUUACAGAACAGGAAGAGCUCGUCUCACAAUAAAAGUGCUUUAAUAAUAA
Oryzias latipes (Japanese medaka) is the source of this 2580-nucleotide messenger RNA. RefSeq names its product post-GPI attachment to proteins 2 (gene pgap2). NCBI's taxonomy places the organism in Eukaryota, Metazoa, Chordata, Actinopteri, Beloniformes, Adrianichthyidae. Gene Ontology annotation, biological process: GPI anchor biosynthetic process. The record is from RefSeq and is a predicted model, not a curated record. Gene Ontology annotation, cellular component: endoplasmic reticulum membrane; Golgi membrane.